AUGGAGGAAGAUCAGAAGAACGAACUGCUGUCUGCUGCCAAACUCAGGACAGAUGCAGAGUGGUGGGUAGAUCUGUGGAGCCGAGGAAUAGGUCACUCUCAUCUCAUACUCCUACAACCCAAGGUGGUCAACAACAGGUCAUGGCCAGAUGCUCAAAAAAACACCCAGCAGCUCCUUCCCUGCUCGUCGGCAUCGAGGAUGAGUCAAGACGCCGUUGGGCUGGGCGCCUCUGGGGCGGCCGGCGGCGCAUCAGGGGACGGCAACGCAGGUGGUGUUGGAGGCGGCGGCAGAAGGUCCGGCGGUGACAACGCGAGUGCGGGUGGGGGCGACGCGAUCUCUGCCGGCGGUGGUGGCACGACUGGUGCCGGCGGCGGCAACUGCUGCUGGGGAGGUGGGAGCACGGGCACCGGCAGCGGCGACAGAGGGGUCUCAGGCACAGGCAUCGGCUGCGAGGGCGGCGGCGGCGGCCAGGUGGCGGCUUCCGGGGAGAGAAAGGUGGGAUUUUGCGCGGGCGUGGGCGGUGGGCGGGCGGCCGUGGCGGCGGCGGCGGGCUGCUGGACGGCGGGGUCGGUGUCAGGCAGGACGGGCUGGCACGCGUCGGCGGCGGCGCACGCGGAUGAGGCGGAGUUGGAGCUGGACUUGGCGGCGGCGCGGUGGAGGACGGCGCGGAAGGCGAGGACGACGCCGACGACGGCGAGGGCGGCCAAGAGGGCGAGGAAGAUCUUGGUGGCCUUGCCCACGUAG
This is a messenger RNA of Miscanthus lutarioriparius, 744 nucleotides long. NCBI's taxonomy places the organism in Eukaryota, Viridiplantae, Streptophyta, Magnoliopsida, Poales, Poaceae. The record is from the annotation of a GenBank genome assembly.